AUGGCGCCUAGUUCGAAGACCGGUCGCAAGAGCCAGGCGGGAGGCAGUAGCGGAGGGGGCGGUGGUGGCCAGGGUGGUAACCCGGCCAGAACGCAGAGGCGGGGCCAUAUUAUAAAGCAGCUUGAUCAUGCCCGCGUUUCUGGGCAGCUUUCUUCCCGACUUUUCCGCAAACUCCCACCUCGUGUGUGCGUGUCGUUGAGGAGCAUAGUGGAUGAGGAUUACCUCAGCGCCGGCCACAUCUUUCUGGGCUUUUCCAAAUGUGGCCGUUAUGUCUUUUCGUAUACUAAUAGCAGUGGCGAUGAUGACUUCUUCUACAUCUAUCACCUGUAUUGGUGGGAAUUCAACAUCCACAGCAAGCUUAAGCUGGUGAGGCAGGUAAGGCUCUUCCAAGAAGAAGAGAUUUAUAGUGACUUGUAUCUAACUGUGUGUGAGUGGCCCAGUGACUCUAACAAAAUCAUAAUCUUUGGCUCUAAUACCCAAUCAACCAGCGGGCUCCUUUUGAACAUGAUGACAACUAAUGAAGAAAACCAGCGGGACAUUUAUGUUAGCAUUGUGGCCACGCCCCCCGGCGACCGCUGCCUUAGCUGCCAAGACGCCAGGCUUGCCCACUUUGGGGACCCGAGUGUUCACUGCCUGAAACACGGGUUCAUGCUGCACACCAAGUACCAGGUGGUUUACCCCUUCCCCACUUUCCAGCCAGCUUUCCAGCUCAAAAAGGACCAGGUGGCAUUGCUCAACACCAGUUAUUCCCUGGUGGCAUGUGCAUUCACUGUCUGUUCAGCAGGUGAUGACAGUUUCCACCAACUCCUUUAUGAUGGAACCACCCAAACUCCGCCCCCACCUGACUGUUCUGGGUCCUUGAGUCUAGGGGAUUCCCUGUUGUCCAGAGAAUCUCGCUCGGGGGCCAGCUCCCUUAGCCUUCGAGUGCCUUCAGCAGCUGUAGCCAAAGCUGAGGAAUUUGAGGCUAUUUCCUGGGGGGCCAAGGAAGAAGAGGGUGGCAUUGUGGAGGAGGCACAACAGCCCCCCUGCUUGGAAUUGCAACCUCCUCCCUACCUGGAGGUGCAAAAGCCUCCCUGCCUGGAGGCCUCUGAGGCCCCACCCCUGGAUGAGGAAUCAGAAUUCCAGGACAGUCCUAUUGAAACGGUGCCCCCAGUAGUGGAGCCAGAUUUUAUCAACUACACUAAACUCCAUUAUGUGCUGGAACCUGGGAACUGGGCUGAACCAGAGGAUGAGGUGGAAGAUGACAAGAUCUCCCUUCCCUUUGUGGUGACUGAUCUCCAGGGGAGGAAUCUGCGUCCUAUGAGAGACCCGCCAGUUUGCCAAGGCCAGUACCUCACAGUGGAGCAGCUCAUAUUGGACUUUGAGUAUGUCAUUAAUGAAGUUAUCCGAAACGAUGCCAGUUGGAGCCAACAGUUCGACUCAUUCAGUGACUAUGACAUUGUCAUUUUGCAGGUCUGUCCUGAAACCAACAAGGUCCUCAUCAACAUUGGCCUGCUGCUCCUGGCCUUCCCUCUCCCCAGCGGGGAGGUCCAGCACCGACCAAAGCCCUAUCAUACCAGCUUGAAAGUGUGCUGGGACCUGAAUACAAGCAUCUUUGUUACAGUUAGUGUGGAUGAUCUCACUGAGGUUCAAGGGCAGACCACUAGCAGCAUCUGGAGCUCCUAUCGCAAGAACUGUGCAGAUUUGAUGAUGAAGUGGCUUGUGCCUGAGAAUGAUAAGCAUUAUGUUAACAGGAUAACCAAUGAGGCGCAGCUCAAAGGUGGUACUGUGAAAGCCCUGGCUGACAAAGAAAGGUACACAUGGAUUGUUCUGUGA
Molecule: messenger RNA, 1815 nt
Organism: Gracilinanus agilis (Agile Gracile Mouse Opossum)
Lineage: Eukaryota; Metazoa; Chordata; Mammalia; Didelphimorphia; Didelphidae
Product: DDB1- and CUL4-associated factor 15-like
Exons: 2
Coding region: 1-1815 (604 amino acids)
Biological process (GO): protein ubiquitination
Cellular component (GO): Cul4-RING E3 ubiquitin ligase complex
Source: RefSeq, a predicted model, not a curated record